Molecule: messenger RNA, 910 nt
Organism: Trametes versicolor FP-101664 SS1
Lineage: Eukaryota; Fungi; Basidiomycota; Agaricomycetes; Polyporales; Polyporaceae
Product: alpha/beta-hydrolase
Exons: 6
Coding region: 15-764 (249 amino acids)
Molecular function (GO): hydrolase activity
Source: RefSeq, a predicted model, not a curated record
GCACUACCUACACAAUGUCUCUCUGCAAGCACUGCAUCUCUGGUGUCCGCCAUGAGGGCACGCCCGCGGGCCAGACUACCCAGUACGGCGGUGUCGAGACGUACAUCGCUACGCCGACCACCGAGUACCCGAAGGACAAGGCCGUCCUCUUCCUGACCGAUGUCUUCGGCCUCAAGCUGCAGAACAACCUCCUGCUCGCGGACGACUACGCACUCAACGGCUUCAAGGUGUACGUGCCGGACCUCUUCGAGGGUGAUGCGCUCCCCGAGGACGCGCUGAACAGCGGCACCUUCGACAUCAUGAGCUGGAUUGGAAAGCACAGCCCGGACCGCGUCGUGGGCAUCAUCCGCGGCGUGCUCGCCGCGCUCAAGGCGGACGGCAUCACGAAGAUCGGCGCCAUCGGGUUCUGCUAUGGGGCGCGCCCCGCGUUCGACCUCGCGUUCAACGGCGAGGUGGACGUCGUCGGCGUCUCGCACCCGUCGCUCCUGAAGAUCCCCGAUGACCUCGAGAAAUACUUGACGACCUCGAAGGCGCCGCUGCUCAUCAACUCGUGCACGGUCGACUCGCAGUUCCCCAUCGAGGCGCAGGCGAAGGCGGACGAGAUCCUCGGCGGGGGCAAGUUCGCGCCCGGAUACGAGCGCACGUACUGGGACGGCUGCACGCAUGGCUUCGCUGUCCGCGGGGACAUUAGUGACCCGAAGGUCAAGGCCGGCAAGGAGGGCGCGUUCAAGGCCACCGUCGAGUUCCUCAUCAAGCACUUGUAAGCUCGGGGCGCUGGAUAGCCGGUUUAUGGCCGGCACCGAGCCCCGGGGCGUUAAUGGGGAUAUCAAGGAGAUCAUAAGAAGUGUAUUUGCAAAGGCUGUACGACCUGGGAGUUUGUGUAUACAAGGUUCAGAACCAGAUAUCAUUC